This is a messenger RNA of Argiope bruennichi, 1274 nucleotides long. Its product is annotated as zinc finger protein 585B-like. The transcript has 5 exons. NCBI's taxonomy places the organism in Eukaryota, Metazoa, Arthropoda, Arachnida, Araneae, Araneidae. The record is from RefSeq and is a predicted model, not a curated record. The coding region runs from base 1 to 942 and encodes 313 amino acids. Gene Ontology annotation, biological process: regulation of cytokine production; negative regulation of transcription by RNA polymerase II; regulation of immune system process.
AUGGUUGUUUUAAAUGUUCAACAGAAUGGUUCUCAUCCACUUAAAUCUGCUGAUUUUGUUGUCUUCAUCACUCCAGGAUUUUCCGGUCAGAUGAACACAUUUACCUCUGCUGUUUCUUUUAUAAAACAAUCAACCAAACAGUGUCCUUAUUGUCCAUAUGCAACACUGAAUUCUACAAACCUGAAGAACCAUUUGAUAGUCCAUACUGGAGAGAAACCAUAUAUUUGUAAUGUAUGCCGAAAAUCUUUUACUCAGAAAGGAAGUCUUAAAAUUCAUAUGAGGCUACAUUCAGGUGAAAAACCAUAUGAAUGUCAAGAUUGUGGAAGAAAAUUUACCCAGCUUGUUCAGUUGAUUUCACGUGAACUGAAAUCGUUUUCAUCUGCUGUGUCUUUUAUAAAACAAGCAACCAAACAGUGUCCGUACUGUCCGUACACAUCAUUUAAUUCUACAAAUAUAAAGAAUCAUAUGGUAAUCCACACUGGAGAGAGGCCGUACAUUUGCAGUAUAUGCAAAAAAACAUUCACUUUGAAAGGGAAUCUUAAAAUUCACAUGCGAUUGCAUUCAGGGGAAAAACCAUAUGAAUGUCAGAAUUGUGGCCAAAAAUUUAACCAGCUCAUUCAUCUGAGAGCACAUAAAUUAAGGAAGCAUUCAUGUACUUUUGAAAGCAACAAUCACGAACAUUUAUAUUACUCAAAUAAAUGCCCACAUUGUCCCUAUUCUUCUCUAUCUCGUGGCAAUCUGAGGAAUCAUAUGGUUGUUCAUACAGGAGAGCGACCUUUUGUGUGCCAUGUUUGUAAGAAGUCUUUUACUCAAAAAGGGAAUCUCAAAACUCAUAUGAGACUGCAUUCUGGUGAACGUCCUUUUAAGUGUCAUAUUUGCUGCAGAGACUUUGUACAGCAUCAGCAUUUAAAAGAUCAUUUAUUAAAGCAUGAGAAAAUAUAAUUUCAAGAUAAAGUUUCCAAAUAUAUGAAAUUCUCCAAGUGAACAUUUAUCAUCAGAAAAUGUUAGGAAGAUUUCUUUAAAGAAAUGCCCAUAUUGUCCUUACUCAACUCCAUAUUCCAGCCAUAUGAAUAUUCAUAUGGUAGUUCAUACUAGAGUUAAACCUCACGUAUGCAGUAUAUGCCAGAAAGCAUUCACUCAAAAAGGAAGUCUGAAAAUUCAUAUGAGACAACAUUCUGGGGAACGCCCAUAUGAAUGCAAUGUUUGUAAAAAGAAGUUUAUUCAGCAUAUUCAAUUAAGAUGCCAUGCAUUAAGUCAUAUAAACCAGAAUCAGU